AUGGGGGGCCUUGUUGAGAAAUCUUCUUUCAUUCUCUUUUUCCUCCUUACAUCGUUUUUUGUUUUCUCUCACUCAAAGGCAAUCAAACCAGAACAACCAUGCAAGAGGAUGGUGCUCUAUUACCAUGACAUCCUUUUCAAUGGCACAAAUGUAGCAAAUGCCACAUCUGCCAAAGCUUCUAAUGCAACUCAACUGACUCACAAUUUUGGCAUGCUGGUCGUGUUUGACGAUCCCAUCACCAAAGAUCACCAUCUUCUUUCCCCCCCAAUCGCCCGAGCUCAAGGCUUCUAUUUCUAUGACAUGAAGACUACAUAUAAUGCUUGGUUCUCCUACACUUUGAUAUUCAACUCGACCGAGCACAAAGGUACUAUAAAUAUUAUGGGUGCAGACAUGAUGGACUCAGAGACUAGGGAUCUUUCGGUGGUUGGAGGAACUGGAGAUUUCUUCAUGGCAAGAGGAAUUGCAACGUUUCGAACUGAUACUUUUCAGGGUGAUGCUUAUUUUCGCCUCCAGAUGGAUAUUAAGUUGUAUGAAUGCUAUUAG
Molecule: messenger RNA, 543 nt
Organism: Ilex paraguariensis (yerba mate)
Lineage: Eukaryota; Viridiplantae; Streptophyta; Magnoliopsida; Aquifoliales; Aquifoliaceae
Source: the annotation of a GenBank genome assembly